ACAGUAAAAAUCACAGUCUGAUGCUGGAAUCACCUCUUAACACCAUCACCAAGUACAACUUCCCCCAUUAUGACAACCAACCGACGCUGGUAUGGAACCGACUCCCGGUCCUGAGGCGGUCGGCGGUGUUUGUGCUUCUUUUCUUGGGAAAGUUGGGAGAAUUGCGGGUGGUGCUCACCAAGCGCUCCUCCAAACUCAGGAAUUUUCCUGGUCAUAUCUCCUUCCCUGGUGGUAAGAGUGACAACGGGUUGGAGCUGGAAUGGCACACGGCCCGCCGCGAGAUGGAAGAAGAAAUCGGCCUUUCGGCUAAUAACGAAUACCUCCUCAAAAAUUUUGGGUUUGAAAUCGACCAUCUCAAUGUGAUGCCCAGUUACUUGUCACGAACAUUUCUGGCUGUCCGCCCGUGCGUGGGGUUCAUGCGGUUUGCUGCCGACACGUCGGGGGCAGAUUUGAUCCACAACUUGAAGGUCAACUUGAAUCCUGGAGAAAGUUCGUCGGUGUUCAGCUGUCCUCUCCAGGACUUUCUCUAUCCGAUUUCCGACCGAGACCUGUUGGAAUGCAUUGAAAAACAGAGUUUCCGGAUGUCAUGGGGUGGUAUACCCUGGAUGUUGCGAACGUACACAUUCCCGCAAUUGGUGGCAGGUGAGGCUUCUUGGUUGCAGGAAGUUCAAGGCCUUCUGGAGCUGGAACUGGAACUGGAACUCAAUAGCGACUCCGCCGAGCUCCAGGGAGAGGAGAGUCAGGCCCAGUCGGAAGAAGUCCCCCAGACGUCUCGGGGCUCGAGAAAACUCAAUCGAGAAAAAUGGGGCCGAUUGGGCUCGAGACGGCAUUCGGAAACAAAUGAAAAGAUAUACGACGUUUGGGGCUUGACCGCCAACAUUCUUCAUGAUCUUGCCAAUGUCGUGUAUACCAACAACGCCACGAACUCGGAGUUUGGACAAGAAGACCUCAUCUAUAGCAUCUGGCAUCAUGGCAACCAGAUGCGAGAAAAGAAGCGGUCACCAGAGGAGUCCCAGUUGAUUGAGAGCCGGUCCCGGCCUGAUGAUUUGGGCUUCGGGGACAUCUUGCCGCGGACAGAGUUUCUACGCUUGAAGCAGUUGUACAAGUAGCACAGAAUAUAAAUAUCAGUAUUAAAUGGCUGCUAAAUAGUAGAAUAGGUAAAGUUUGGCGGAACCGUUUUUAUUGGGUGCCAAACGGCUGGAUGCUAAUACCAAACCCAUUACUACCGAGACUUUUACUACCGAGAGUAUUACCACCUCACAAAUAUUCACUUACUGAGCUCCAACCUUCUUUCUCACUCUCAGC
Messenger RNA from Yamadazyma tenuis ATCC 10573, 1305 nucleotides. The record is from RefSeq and is a predicted model, not a curated record. NCBI's taxonomy places the organism in Eukaryota, Fungi, Ascomycota, Pichiomycetes, Serinales, Debaryomycetaceae.